Molecule: messenger RNA, 5533 nt
Organism: Alligator sinensis (Chinese alligator)
Lineage: Eukaryota; Metazoa; Chordata; Crocodylia; Alligatoridae
Gene: MAGI2
Product: membrane associated guanylate kinase, WW and PDZ domain containing 2
Exons: 20
Coding region: 151-4026 (1291 amino acids)
Biological process (GO): signal transduction; receptor clustering
Cellular component (GO): dendrite; cytoplasm
Molecular function (GO): SMAD binding; signaling receptor complex adaptor activity; type II activin receptor binding
Source: RefSeq, a predicted model, not a curated record
UCAUACGAGACAAUCUCUACCUCCGCACAGUACCAUGACAGUACAGAUGCACCUUUCAAAAAAGUGAGAGCCAUCCAAGGCACCACAAGGCCACAUAAGGAGGGAGAGGUCCCUGGUGUGGACUAUAUUUUCAUCACUGUUGAAGAUUUUAUGGAGUUGGAGAAAAGCGGUGCUCUUCUAGAAAGUGGAACAUAUGAAGACAACUAUUACGGCACUCCAAAACCUCCUGCUGACCCAGCUCCGCUACUGUUAAAUGUAACAGACCAGAUCCUUCCAGGUGCCACACCUAGUGCUGAAGGCAAACGGAAGCGAAAUAAGUCAGUGAGCAAUAUGGAAAAGACAGGUAUUGAACCACCCGAGGAGGAAGAAGAAGAGAGGCCGGUAGUUAAUGGAAAUGGCAUGGCUGUAACACCAGAAUCAAGCGAACAUGAGGAGAAGAGUAUGGGUGUCUCAGGUGAAAUUUCCUCUCAGCCUUGCCCUGCACCAGGAUACAGUCAGCCUGAAGAAGCAAAGGAGGAUAUGGAUGUAACAAAGCAGACAAAACCUGAAGAGAAUGAUGAUUUGGGCCCGUUGCCUGAUAAUUGGGAAAUGGCUUACACAGAAAAAGGGGAAGUCUACUUCAUUGACCAUAACACAAAGACAACAUCAUGGCUGGAUCCACGACUUGCGAAAAAGGCUAAACCUCCAGAAGAGUGCAAAGAAAAUGAAAAACCACUCUUCACCCGUGAUGCAUCACAACUGAAAGGGACUUUCCUCAGCACAACUCUCAAGAAGAGCAACAUGGGCUUUGGAUUUACCAUCAUUGGUGGGGAUGAGCCAGAUGAGUUUCUACAAGUGAAGAGUGUAAUUCCUGAUGGGCCUGCAGCACAGGAUGGUAAAAUGGAGACAGGUGAUGUCAUUGUCUAUAUUAAUGAAGUUUGUGUCCUUGGACAUACUCACGCAGAUGUAGUCAAACUCUUCCAAUCUGUUCCUAUUGGUCAGAGUGUCAACUUGGUGCUAUGCCGUGGAUACCCUUUGCCCUUUGAUCCUGAAGAUCCUGCCAACAGCAUGGUGCCACCACUUGCAGUAAUGGAGAGGCCUCCAGUAGUGGUAAAUGGAAGACAUAACUAUGAAACUUAUUUGGAAUACAUAUCUAGGACCUCUCAAUCUGUUCCAGAUAUAACAGAUCGACCACCACAUUCCUUGCACUCCAUUCCAGCAGAUAGUCAGCUUGAUAGCACAUUCCCACCACCUGUUCAUGAUGAUAAUGUAUCAAUGGCUUCUUCUGGGGCCACACAAGCUGAACUCAUGACCUUAACCAUUGUGAAAGGGGCCCAGGGCUUUGGCUUCACUAUAGCAGACAGUCCUACAGGACAGAGGGUGAAGCAAAUUCUAGACAUUCAGGGAUGCCCUGGUUUGUGUGAAGGUGACCUCAUUGUUGAGAUCAACCAGCAGAAUGUACAGAACCUGAGCCAUGCAGAAGUAGUGGAUAUACUUAAAGAAUGUCCUGUUGGAAGUGAAACUUCUUUGAUUAUACAUAGAGGAGGUUUCUUUUCUCCAUGGAAAACUCCAAAGCCUAUGAUGGAGCGAUGGGAGAACCAAGGCAGUCCUCAGACGAGUUUAUCUGCUCCAGCGAUACCACAGAAUAUUCCCUUUCCACCCACCCUUCACAGGAGUUCAUUUCCUGAUUCAACAGAGGCCUUUGAUCCAAGGAAACCUGACCCAUAUGAGCUAUAUGAGAAAUCAAGAGCUAUUUAUGAAAGUAGGCAGCAAGUGCCGCCCAGGACUGGUUUUCGAAUGGAUUCCUCUGGUCCAGAUUACAAAGAGCUGGAUGUUCACCUUCGGAGGAUGGAGUCUGGGUUUGGCUUCAGAAUCCUGGGAGGAGAUGAACCUGGACAGCCUAUUCUGAUUGGAGCUGUAAUUUCAAUGGGCUCUGCAGACAGAGAUGGUCGUCUACAUCCUGGUGAUGAGUUAGUGUAUGUAGAUGGGAUUCCAGUAGCUGGCAAAACCCACCGAUAUGUGAUUGAUCUCAUGCAUAAUGCAGCCCGAAAUGGGCAAGUGAAUCUUACUGUGAGAAGAAAGGUGCUAUCAACAGGAGAACCGUGCCCAGAGAAUGGCAGAAGCCCAGGCUCAGUGUCUACUCACCACAGUUCUCCAAGAAGUGACUAUGCUGCUUACACUAACAGUAAUCAUGCUGUAUCUAGUAGUAAUGCUACACCCCCAGAGGGCUUUAGUUCACACAGCUUACAAACCAGUGAUGUUGUCAUCCACCGCAAAGAGAAUGAAGGGUUUGGCUUUGUUAUCAUCAGCUCUUUGAACAGGCCUGAAUCUGGAUCUACGAUAACUGUACCCCAUAAAAUAGGGCGGAUAAUUGAUGGAAGUCCUGCUGACCGCUGUGCAAAACUAAAAGUCGGAGACCGGAUCUUAGCUGUGAAUGGCCAAUCUAUUAUUAAUAUGCCUCAUGCAGAUAUUGUGAAGCUAAUUAAAGAUGCAGGUCUUAGUGUAACACUUCGCAUCAUCCCUCAGGAGGCUUCCCAUUAUGCAGAGCUGAACAGUCCAGCUUCAGCACCAAGCUCAGAGAAACAGAGCCCCAUGGCACAGCAGCACAGCCCGAUGGCUCAGCAGAGUCCACUAGCACAGCAGAGCCCAGUAGCACAGCACAGCCCUGUAGCACAGCCACCACCUCCACAACCACUUCAGUUACAAGGACAUGAAAACAGUUAUAGGUCAGAAGUAAAAGCAAGACAAGAUGUGAAACCUGACAUCCGACAACCUCCGUUUACAGACUACCGGCAGCCCUCAACAGACUACAGACAACCUCCAUUAGACUACAGGCAUCCGCCAGUAGUGGAUUACCAGCAGCCACCACCUCUGGACUACCGGCAGCCACCUUUGAUAGAUUAUAGGCAGCAUUCUCCUGACACCAGGCAAUACCCUCUCUCAGAUUACAGGCAGCCCCAGGAUUUUGAUUAUUUCACUGUUGACUUGGAGAAGGGAGCCAAAGGAUUUGGAUUUAGCAUUCGAGGAGGAAGAGAGUACAAAAUGGAUUUGUAUGUGUUGAGGUUAGCAGAAGAUGGGCCAGCAAUAAGAAAUGGAAGGAUGAGGGUUGGGGAUCAAAUAAUUGAAAUCAAUGGAGAAAGCACAAGGGACAUGACACAUGCCAGAGCAAUAGAGCUUAUCAAAUCUGGUGGCAGGAGAGUGCGGCUGCUGCUGAAGCGUGGAACAGGCCAGGUCCCAGAAUAUGACGAACCAAACUCCUGGAGUUCUCCCUCUGCCACCUCCCCAGGUCUGCCGGAAGUAGCUAUUUCCCUUGAUGACAUAAUCUCACCAUUAUCUUCAUCACAUCUAGCCCCACCUUCUGACCCUUCCCAUCAGAUAAACCCAGAGCCAACAUGGGAUAUCAAGAGGGAACAUGAUGUAAGAAAACCAAAGGAGCUUUUGGCAAAUGGUCACAAAAAGAAAAGGGUAGGAGAGCAAAGAGAAAGGUCGGCAAGUCCUAAAAAGAUAGACAGGUCAAAGCAUGAAGAGGCUUCUAGGAAGGGAUAUUUAGAAGGCAAAAACAAGACCUCUGAUGGUGGCAGGUCCACCUCAGAAAGUAAGGCUAUGGGACAGAGCGCUGUGGUCGAAGCUGGAGCAAGAGAGCAUGUGUGUGCUGGGACCAAUGACGAACAGGUCGGGAGAUUGAAGAAGUCAGAAAGCAAGAGAGGAGGAUCUCUAAGUGCAAAAGAAGAUCACAAAUCCUCCAGUACCACUGAGAAGAAACCAGCUGCAGCUUCUGAACAUGUCAGGCUUGACUCAGGUGGUGCUACAAAAACAUACAGUAGCAAUAGCUGUAGCUCAUAUGGAAGCGAUAUGGACCACAACCAGAGGGACCCUGAUGGGAAACCCAGUGAGUUCCCGAGGAAGGGAUAUCUUCAUUCCAUUAACACUCGCAGCACCAACACUACAGUUCGGAAGGCAACUGUCUCACCAGGACCAUGGAAAAUUCCCGGAUCUGAUAAGCUACCUAGCGUACUAAAGUCUGGCACUUCUGCCAUGAGCAGAUAAAUAAGUGACUGUUGCCCUCUAACUGUUUCACAUUGACGCAGAACAUUCUUCUUAGCUUCUGUCUCACAUUGAUUUAUUUUAAUUUAUUUUAACUAUCACGCAUACACACAAAGCAUUGAGGAAUGAAAACAUUAAUGUGUAAUUCCAUGACAAUGUGCACAGUGUCUAAUAAGCUCAAACAGCAUAUAGUCAACAUGGAGAUUUAAAACUGACCCUAAAGUCCCCAGUUCCAUUUUAGGGACUUUGGCAGCUAUGGAAGAAACCAAAACAUUAUGAAGGACAGUACAUCAGAGAAGAAUGGUGCAGUGUAGCUUUAGUAUUUUUUCCACUGCAUGAAGGACUUGGAUUUCAUUCAAACUUUAUAUCAAGAAACUGGAACAAGUUAGAGCAAUCACAAACUGGAACAUCGCCUUAAAUAAAAACUGCACGGAGCAAGCUGAAACUGAGAAAGGAUCUUUUAACUGAGCUAAAAUGUUGUAAAUAAAUUGUUCUCAACAUAUCCAGACAGGGGUUAAAGGGUUUCUUUGAAGCAUUUGGAACUGUACACUCAUGAUAUGUCUCCACUGUUAACACUUUGGGAUAAUCCACAUGAUACCCAGUAGCAUAGUUCACUGGGUGCUACAGGAGGAGUUGGGGAAUCUAGUGGAUUGGUUGCUGUGAUACCAUUUCUACUGCCAUUUUUGUGAACAAAUCAUAUUUCUGUACAUUGGAAAGGAGUUAGGGUGGAGUUGUAUUUGAAAAUUGUCCUCGGAAACCGUUUAUCACAGGUUCCCCUAAUAUUGCAUGUAGCACACAAUCUUAAUUGGGCAAGCUCAAAAUUGAGACACUAACAAGACCCUUAUAAUGAAAAGAUGAUUCUUAAAGAAAAAAAAAGCUGCAGCUUCCUUGAAGAAAGGCCUUUCUCUCUUGCAGAAUAUGGUAACUUUGCUUAUCUAGAGUGCUAUAUUGCAGUUAUUUUUAAAGACUUUAAAUUCUUCUCCUUCACUUUGACAGAACAGAUGCUACUGAGGCAAACAUUCACCCAAACAAAACUUGUUUCUGAGACAGAUGUUCAAGUGUCCUCGUUUGUAUUAUGGAAAUGCCUCUGCUAGCAUUUCUUCCCUUUUUGCCCCUCAUUUUUAUUUUUAUCCUACUUGCUUCCCUGUCUUGAAUUUCAAGCCUUAAGUACUAAUGCUUAACUUUCCAGUCUGCCUUCAUAAGACUCCAUGUGCCGUCAGCACCGUCUUGUCCCUGGUAAGUUACUGUAGGGUUUGUUCGUUGUGUGCCAAAAAAAACCAUGGGCAAUAAUACACUGGUUGUUAAAAAUAAAAAAUCAGGAAGAUAAAUAUUCUCAGAAAAGUAUAUAUUUUAAAGUUAGGUAUCAACUGUUCUGCAUGUGCUCUCUCCAAGAGUCACAUUGAGAUUAGCAUUGUUCCAAUAGGUUAGUACCUUACUAUCACUCUAAAAUAUUGCUCUAGACUGCAAUACUCAGAUUCAUUCUCUUCUUACAAGUAUGUGGGCAUGUUUU